Molecule: messenger RNA, 593 nt
Organism: Pararge aegeria (speckled wood butterfly)
Lineage: Eukaryota; Metazoa; Arthropoda; Insecta; Lepidoptera; Nymphalidae
Exons: 2
Coding region: 117-398 (93 amino acids)
Source: RefSeq, a predicted model, not a curated record
UGUCUACAAAGUUGAAGUAAACAAAUUUAUUCCAAAAUGAUACCCAUGUUUAAGUAAUAUCAAGAAUUGUGAUCGGCUAUUAGUGAGGCUGUGUUUUUGAUGGCUCUGACACAAAUAUGUACUUAGUGAUUACGUAUGUACUUGUGCUGAAUGCCGUGUUUGAGGGUGCUGCGGUAAGCAAACGAAGCUACUCCGAUCAAUCUAUAAAGGGAUAUGUUACAGAGAGAACCUGUUGGUGGAACGAAAUAUGUAAGGAGGAGUUCCAAAUAUUAUUCAGAUGCAAGUGCCCCUCGUGGUCUUACUGCCGAAGCCCCGGUAGAUAUUACAAUGCAGUCUGCUCCAUGACUGAGACUGGUUACAUAUGGGACCAACCUAACUCUCAAUGGAGGGGCCAAUGAUAAGGGAGCACCAGUAAACCCAUAUUUUAUUUGUACAAAAAUAAGUGUUUCCUCCCAAUCAAAAAUGCCUUACAAAUCCCAUGAAAAUUUUGAAUUUGCAAAUGUGCCACGUUCUAACGAAUACCUGAGACUGAUUUGGUAGGAAAAGAAAUCAAAUUUCACCUUCUAUUUUCGUAUUUUAGCCUAAGAUGUAUU